Pteronotus mesoamericanus is the source of this 705-nucleotide messenger RNA. RefSeq names its product selenoprotein M (gene SELENOM). The transcript has 5 exons. The record is from RefSeq and is a predicted model, not a curated record. Gene Ontology annotation, cellular component: endoplasmic reticulum lumen. Lineage: Eukaryota; Metazoa; Chordata; Mammalia; Chiroptera; Mormoopidae. Gene Ontology annotation, molecular function: oxidoreductase activity.
UCGCAGGCCCAGACGUGGCGCAGCGGCCGAGCAUUUUACCUCGUGCUUGCGGAUUUUCUUCGUCCCGGUUCCGAUGCGUCUCCCGCUGUCUACGCCGCCCCUGCUGCUGCUUCUCGCGGCACUCGCUGCCGCUGCCACCACCUUCCGACCCGACUGGAACCGUCUGCAUGGCCUUGCCCGAGCCCGGGUAGAGACCUGUGGGGGAUGACAGCUGAAUCGCCUGAAGGAGGUGAAGGCCUUUGUCACCCAGGACAUCCCACUCUACCACAACCUAGUAAUGAAACACCUCCCGGGGGCCGACCCAGAGCUGGUGCUGCUGGGCCACCGCUACGAGGAGCUGGAGCGAAUCCCACUCAGCGAAAUGACCCGCGAGGAGAUCAAUGCUCUGGUGCAGGAACUCGGCUUCUACCGCAAGGCAGCGCCCGACGACCCUGUGCCCCCUGAGUACGUGCGGGCGCCUGCUAGGCCCGCUGAAGACCCUUCGGACCGUGCUGACCUGUAGGUCCGGAGUGCGGCACCCCCCUGACUGAGCCCUGGGGACAGAAUGAAGCGCUCAGCGUCCCGGGAGAACCUCCCUCGCUGAGAGCAGAAACCUCGUCCUGGAGGGAACCGGGAGGGAUGGAGUUGGGGGUUCCUCUCAAUUCUCCUUUAUUUCCACCCACUAUUCCCCUGUUUAGCUUCACUAAAUUCUCUUGCAUCUUAAAA